Pipistrellus nathusii (Nathusius's pipistrelle) is the source of this 1197-nucleotide messenger RNA. The record is from the annotation of a GenBank genome assembly. NCBI's taxonomy places the organism in Eukaryota, Metazoa, Chordata, Mammalia, Chiroptera, Vespertilionidae.
AUGGAGUCAGUUUUAUCCAAGUAUGAAAACCAAAUUACUAUUUUUGCUGACUACCUAGAAGAGUUUCCAGAUACAAAUGACCUGGUUUGGAUCUUGGGGAAACAGCAUCUCCUUAAAACAGAAAAAUCUAAGCUGUUGUCUGAUAUAAGUGCUCGUCUAUGGUUUACAUACAGAAGGAAAUUUUCACCAAUUGGAGGAACGGGCCCUUCAUCAGAUGCUGGCUGGGGAUGUAUGCUACGCUGUGGACAGAUGAUGCUAGCUCAAGCCCUUAUCUGCAGACACUUGGGAAGGGACUGGAACUGGGAGAAACAAAAAGAACAACCCAAAGAAUACCAGCGGAUCCUACAGUGCUUCUUAGAUAGGAAAGACUGUUGCUACUCUAUCCAUCAAAUGGCGCAAAUGGGUGUAGGAGAAGGAAAGUCAAUCGGCGAAUGGUUUGGACCAAAUACCGUUGCACAGGUGUUAAAAAAACUUGCUUUAUUUGACGAAUGGAAUUCCUUGGCUGUUUAUGUUUCAAUGGAUAACACAGUGGUAAUUGAAGAUAUCAAAAAAAUGUGCCGAAUCCUUCCCUUGAGUACUGAUACAGAUGGUGGGAGUCCUCCCAAUUCUCUGAAUGCUUCGAACCACAGUAAGGCCACCUCUGCCUGCUGCCCAGCCUGGAAACCCCUGCUGCUCAUUGUGCCCCUCCGCCUGGGCAUAAAUCAAAUCAAUCCUGUCUAUGUUGAUGCAUUCAAAGAGUGUUUUAAGAUGCCACAGUCUUUAGGGGCAUUAGGAGGAAAACCAAAUAACGCCUAUUAUUUCAUAGGAUUCUUAGGUGAUGAGCUCAUUUUCCUGGACCCUCACACAACUCAGACCUUUGUUGACACUGAAGAGGAUGGAACCGUUGAUGACCAGACUUUCCAUUGUCUGCAGUCACCACAGCGAAUGAAUAUUCUGAACUUGGAUCCUUCUGUGGCAUUGGGAUUUUUCUGUAAAGAAGAAAAAGACUUUGAUAACUGGUGUAGCCUCGUUCAAAAGGAAAUUCUAAAGGAAAAUUUAAGGAUGUUUGAAUUAGUUCAGAAACAUCCAUCACACUGGCCUCCCUUUGUACCUCCAGCCAAACCAGAGGUAACAACCACUGGGGCAGAAUUCAUUGACUCUACUGAACAACUAGAGGAGCUUGACUUGGAGGAAGAUUUCGAGAUUCUGAGUGUGUAA